GGUAGUAAAUGGUCUUGGGGGACAGAACAAGAUAAUUCUUUUAAAAAAAUAAAGCAAAUUCUUGCUUCGGACCGCGUUCUGGCUCAUUUUAAUCCUCACGCUAAAAUCAUUUUAACAGUAGAUGCAUCACCAAGCGGAUUGGGGGCGAUUUUAUCACAGGUUGAGGCAGACGGAGUGGAGAGGCCUGUAUCUUUCGCAUCACGGACACUAAACAGCGCGGAGAAAAAAUAUUCUCAAAUUCAAAAAGAAGCUACGGCAAUUAUCUUUGGUGUCCGUCGUUUUCAUCAGUAUGUAUACGGCCGAUCUGUUCCGUUUGUUUUACGUACCGACCACAAGCCUCUCUUAUCAAUAUUUGGACCCUAUCGCGGGAUACCAGAAGUAUCUGCUAAUAGGUUACAACGCUACGCCAUGUUUUUAAGCGGCUACAAUUAUACUAUAGAGUAUAUACGCAGCGCAGAAAAUAGCGCUGAUUUUCUCUCUCGCGCCAGUCUGCCCGAUCAGGACUCGCGCGCGAUUAGUGAUAACAGACAACUCGCCGGCUGCGAUGACCGUGCGUCAUAUGUUUAUUUUACAACAGAUGAUAGUUUACCGGUAACGCUUCACGAAAUGCGCGAGGAAACCAUGAGAGAUGCAACACUGAGUAGGGUUGUAAAAUAUAUUUUAGGUGGUUGGCCGCAAAAAGUGACGGAUGUUGCAAUUAAACCGUAUUUUGUGUGUAGAACACAGCUAUCAACGGAAAAAGGGUGUGUUAUGCGAGGCCAUAAAAUAGUUAUUCCAAAUAAAUUAAGGGAUACAAUAUUAACUGAACUGCACAGUGCACAUUUAGGCAUUGUCAAAAGUAAGGCUGAGGCACGAAGCAGGUUUUGGUUUCCAGGAGUUGAUGAGGCUAUAGAGAAGAUGAUUGCCAGCUGUAAGGUAUGUGCUCAGCUUAGACCGUCGCCCGUGCGCGCUCCGCUCGCGCCGUGGCCACACCCGCCGCAGCCGUUCUACAGGAUUCACAUAGAUUUUCUCGGCCCUAUUAAUGGACAGUCGUAUUUAGUGAUUGUAGACGCGUAUACUAAGUGGGUGGAGGCUUAUCAUAUGACGAGCACGUCUACGACGGCGGUGAUUUCUAAAUUAUACGAAUUCAUUUCGAGAUACGGAUUACCACAUACCUUAUGUUCACAGAGUAAAGCAUACCAGGGUACAAACGUACAAGUAUAUAGUCCGGGAGACAAUGUACUUUAUAAAAAAACAAAUGUUAAUAAACAAUUUUCAUGGAAUAGAGGACUAAUUAUAAAAAGAAUCGGAAAAGUUGUUUAUUUAGUUAAGGACCUUGUCACAACAGAGCAAUAUAAAAAACACAAAAAUCAGUUGUUAUUAUACAAAGGUACAGACCACACCACCCACCAUCCAUGGAACUGUCCGAUAGAACCGCUAGAUGUAAUUCCUUCGGUGCCAGGGAAUUACAGGAACCAAGAGGAGACAUCUCACCAUAAUAUUAUGGAAGAAAUCUACCCAUCUGCGCCACAACCUGAUGGGCCACAGCGACAACUUGAAGGGGAAGAAGAUGCGGAUGAAUUCCAUGAGGCAGAGGAAGCGGCAGUCGACGCUGCGAGCGAGGAGAGCGCUCAGCAGCUGCCAGCGCCCCCAACAACGUCAGACAGACCCCUAUUCGAUGGGCGGUUGCGGUCUGUACCACGGGUAGACUACAAGAAGUUUUUCUAUAUAAAUAUGUUAAGUAAAAGCUAAAAGGGGAGGAACUGUUGUAUAUGUGUUCCAAUAUCUAUGUGUGAGUGGUUGCGUCCACGCACGGUUGCAUAUUUAUGUAUGUGUUUGAUAAAUAAAGGUCAGUGUGUUCUAAACCAUCUUUGAUUCCACACGUCCAUAUAUCGAUACGUA
Messenger RNA from Pectinophora gossypiella (pink bollworm), 1881 nucleotides. RefSeq lists its product as uncharacterized. NCBI's taxonomy places the organism in Eukaryota, Metazoa, Arthropoda, Insecta, Lepidoptera, Gelechiidae. Gene Ontology annotation, molecular function: nucleic acid binding. Bases 409 to 1731 code for a protein of 440 amino acids. The transcript is spliced from 2 exons. The record is from RefSeq and is a predicted model, not a curated record.